This is a messenger RNA of Rasamsonia emersonii CBS 393.64, 3375 nucleotides long. RefSeq names its product Lon protease-like protein. Gene Ontology annotation, molecular function: serine-type endopeptidase activity; ATP hydrolysis activity; ATP-dependent peptidase activity. The transcript is spliced from 3 exons. The coding region runs from base 1 to 3375 and encodes 1124 amino acids. Gene Ontology annotation, biological process: protein catabolic process; chaperone-mediated protein complex assembly; mitochondrion organization. Gene Ontology annotation, cellular component: mitochondrial matrix. The record is from RefSeq and is a predicted model, not a curated record. Lineage: Eukaryota; Fungi; Ascomycota; Eurotiomycetes; Eurotiales; Trichocomaceae.
AUGCUUCGCGGCCAGAGCCUUCGAUGGAGAGCUGCGCUCCACCAUGCACAACGCAAUGUGAAUCCUAAACCGUUUCUCCUCUCUCCCCGAUACCAUGCGACUCUCCGAUCGGACCUGACGUCUUCCCGCUUUAUCCGGUCUGCCAUUCCUGCCCCGCGAGCUUUCUCAUCCAGCAGUGUCCGCCGGAAAGAGAAGCCUCCGAAUCCUGGAGAAAGGGCGGAAGAGGAGGAGCAUGGUGAACAGGUGAAAGAAGAUAAGGAGACGACCAAGUCUCCGGAGUUGCGACGAAAGCACGGUGAUGCGGUAGAGAAGCACGGGUCGCAACAGGACGCUGAGUCUCCAGUGGCGAGUUCCGGUCGACGGAAAGACAGGAAUGCGGCGGAGAAAGAUGGGCAGGCAGAGGAGGCGAGGAAGGGAAACAGUCUUGACGAGCAGUACAAAGCCCGGGAAGGGAAAGGGGACUCUGGCUCUCCAUCUCCGAUACCUGUAUCCGGCGGCGGGUCAGAUUCGAGACCAAGUGGCUCAGGCGGCAGUGGAGAAGAUGGGGGAAGGCGAGGCAGGAGAGAAAGGGCUCUACAGAAGCCGUCUGUCCCAGACGUCUAUCCCCAGGUGAUGGCUAUUCCCAUUGCCAAGCGCCCUCUAUUCCCAGGCUUCUACAAGGCGAUCACCAUCCGGGACCCCAACGUGGCAGCAGCCAUCCAGGAGAUGAUGAAGCGCGGACAGCCAUACGUGGGAGCGUUUCUCUUCAAGGAUGAAGAUGCGGAUGGGGAUGUGAUUGAGAGUCUGGAUGAGGUGUAUAACGUGGGAGUCUUUGCCCAGAUCACUGCUGCUUAUCCUCUUCGUGGCGCAGAGACCGGAGUGACUGCAGUGUUGUAUCCUCACCGCAGGAUCAAGAUCACAUCCUUGUUGUCACCAAACGACCCCUCGAGGAUGGGCCCUGCCGAACAGCCGAUCUCGAGAGACAUCUACGAUAGGCGAGGGGAUGUCGUCGCGAGCUUUGAAGAGGGCCCGGUCGACAACCAACUGACGAGAGAAAUCUAUCACUACGAACCUACAGCAUUUUUGCGCAAAUACCCCGUCAGCCUUGUCAACGUCGAGAAUCUUACGGAAGAACCCCAUGACCGCAAAAGCCCCGUGAUCAGGGCGGUGACGAGCGAGAUUGUCAACGUCUGCAAGGAGAUUGCUACCCUCAACCCCCUAUUCCGUGAUCAGAUUUCCGCUUUCUACACCGACCAGUUCCCCGGAAACCUGAGUGACGAACCGGCCAAGUUGGCAGAUUUCGCCGCAGCAGUGUCUGCAGGCGAAUUGAAGGAGAUGCAGGAGGUUUUGGAGACGAUGAACAUUGAGGAUCGACUCCCCAAGGCGCUGGUGGUGCUAAAGAAAGAACUGAUGAAUGCCCAGCUGCAGUCCAAGAUUUCAAAAGAUGUCGAAGCCAAGAUUCAGAAACGACAACGGGAAUAUUGGCUGAUGGAACAGAUGAAGGGAAUCAAGAGGGAACUGGGCAUCGAGACAGACGGCAAGGAUAAGCUGGUUGAGAAGUUCAAGGAGAAGGCAGAGAAACUCGCUAUGCCGGAAGCGGUCAAGAAAGUCUUCGAGGAAGAACUGAACAAGCUGGCUCACCUCGAACCCGCGGCCUCUGAAUUCAACGUCACUCGGAAUUAUCUGGACUGGAUCACGCAAAUUCCAUGGGGUCAGAAGAGCGUGGAGAACUUCGGAAUCAAGCACGCGAUGACAGUCUUGGACGAGGAUCACUACGGACUGAAAGACGUGAAGGACCGGAUUCUUGAGUUCAUUGCCGUUGGAAAACUCCGUGGAACAGUUGAGGGUAAGAUUCUGUGUCUGGUUGGCCCGCCUGGUGUGGGCAAGACCAGUAUCGGAAAAUCGAUCGCUCGCGCCCUCAACAGACAAUAUUACCGAUUCUCUGUCGGAGGCUUGACCGAUGUUGCGGAGAUCAAAGGUCAUCGACGAACCUACGUGGGGGCACUUCCGGGACGAAUCAUUCAGGCUCUGAAGAAGUGUCAGACGGAGAAUCCCUUGAUUCUCAUUGACGAAGUCGACAAGAUCGGGCGCGGCCAUCAGGGCGACCCGUCCUCUGCUCUGCUCGAGCUCCUUGACCCGGAGCAGAACUCCUCGUUCCUCGACCACUACAUGGACGUCCCUGUGGACUUGUCAAAGGUUCUAUUCGUUUGCACGGCGAACGUGACUGACACGAUUCCGCGGCCGCUCCUGGACCGCAUGGAGACCAUUGAGCUCUCUGGCUAUGUUGCGGACGAGAAGAUGGCCAUUGCGGAAAAAUAUCUUGCUCCAGCGGCGAAGGAGCUCAGUGGAUUAAAGGAUGUCGACGUUCAGCUGGAAAAAGAUGCUAUCGAGGAGCUGAUCAAGUCUUACUGUCGGGAGAGCGGUGUCCGGAACCUGAAGAAGCAAAUCGAAAAGGUUUAUCGGAAAGCCGCGCUCAAGAUCGUCCAAGACCUCGGAGAGGAAGUAUUAUCAGAGGAGGCAGCGAUAACGGAGGAAGGGAAGACCGCUCAGCAGGAAGAGGCGAAGCAGGGAGGGACCGAUCCCAAGGACGUUUUAUUAGAGCCGGAAAAGUCGACGACCGAGGUUCCGCGGGUGGCCUUGAAGGUGCCGGACACCGUGCACGUCCGGAUUGGUAAAGACAGUUUGAAAGACUACGUCGGGCCCCCUGUCUUCACAUCGGAUCGACUUUAUGAUACUUUACCACCGGGUGUGGCCAUGGGCCUGGCCUGGACAAGCCUGGGAGGGGCCGCCCUGUACGUCGAGUCGAUCCUUGAAAAUACGCUCUCACGCGACUCGCGACCUGGAUUCGAGACGACUGGCAAUCUCAUGAACGUGAUGAAGGAGUCUACCCAGAUUGCGUAUUCGUUCGCCAAGUCAGUGAUGGCAAAGGACUUUCCAGAAAACCGGUUUUUUGAGAAGGCCCGGGUUCACCUCCACUGCCCUGAGGGUGCUGUCCAGAAGGAUGGCCCUUCUGCCGGUAUUACCAUGGCCACUUCUCUGCUCUCCUUGGCUCUGAACCACUCUCUCGACCCAACCAUCGCGAUGACGGGUGAGCUCACCGUCACUGGCAAAGUUCUUCGUAUUGGGGGGCUUCGUGAGAAGACGGUGGCCGCUCGCCGUGCCGGCGCCAAGGCGAUCAUUUUCCCAGCUGACAACAUGUCCGACUGGCUGGAACUUCCAGAGAACAUCAAAGAGGGCAUCGAAGGCCAUCCCGUGAACUGGUACUCCGAUGUGUUUAAUAUCGUCUUUGCAAACCUGGACCGGGAUGCGGCGAACAACGCCUGGAAGGAGCAACUCGCCAAACCCGCUGAGGAGGACCAGCACGAGAAGCGGAAUGAAGAAGAAGAAGAAGAGUAA